Molecule: messenger RNA, 774 nt
Organism: Rhinocladiella mackenziei CBS 650.93
Lineage: Eukaryota; Fungi; Ascomycota; Eurotiomycetes; Chaetothyriales; Herpotrichiellaceae
Exons: 1
Coding region: 1-774 (257 amino acids)
Biological process (GO): protein phosphorylation
Molecular function (GO): protein kinase activity; ATP binding
Source: RefSeq, a predicted model, not a curated record
AUGGAGAUAUUCCUGCAAAGGCUGUUGAUUGCUCGCGUUUCGAACCGUGCUGUCGUCAAAUACGGUACCCAGAUUUCCCUGGGUGAAGGCCGAACUAUGAUGAAAGUUCAACAACAAGUCCAGAUAUCUAUGCCUGAGGUCUAUGAUUGUUGGACUUCCCAGCAGCAUACAGACAGUCAAGCUAACGAGUCUGUCUAUAUUGUCAUGCAAUAUAUACCUGGGAAAAUCCUAGCUCAGACAAUCGAGGAUUUGGACGAAGAGCAAACCCGGGAUCUCGCCGACCAGCUAACACGCAUACUUAACACACUCCACACAAUUCAUCACACAGUACCGGGCCCAGUGGAUGGCGGUCGUGCAAUGGCACCACGACUCUUCACAAGUAGUGGUGCAGGCCCAUUUUACUCCAUUCAAGAUCUCAUUGAUUGGUUCAAUGAGUGUUUAAAGCUAUGUCACUUUUUUGGCAGGGCAAGUAAGCAGCAACGCUUCGAAGAAGACAUCAAAGAUUUAGUUAUGUGUCACAUGGACGUUCAUCUUCAUAAUCUUCUGGUCGACGACUCGGGCAAGCUCUGGUUGAUAGACUGGGACUGUGCGGGAUUUUAUCCAGAGUUCUUCGAGUAUGUCUGCUUAAAGGGCUACGCAGAAUUCAUGCCGAUAGGCAUGAAGAGCGCAGCAGGUGCAAAAUUCCUUCAAACCGUGGUUGAUUCGAUGGAGACGUUGGAGGCCCGGAGAAUGAAUGCCAAAUUCAACGCAAUUGGUUAUGCUCUCAGAAAAUGA